Messenger RNA from Hymenoscyphus albidus, 1361 nucleotides. NCBI's taxonomy places the organism in Eukaryota, Fungi, Ascomycota, Leotiomycetes, Helotiales, Helotiaceae. The record is from the annotation of a GenBank genome assembly.
AUGGGUCGACCUCGGGGUCAGAGAACCUUUACCCCUCCCAGGUGUGGUCCAACUGGCACGACUUGUGCCCUAAGCAAAGAAAACAGGCACCAGAAUCGGUUCCAGCGCAGAGGAGCUGCUGAAGCAGGAUUUUUGAGACAACUAGAAUCAGCUACCACAAUUCUGGAACCAAUUGAGGCGGCUCAUAUUUACGACUUCCCAGAGAAUAUUCUUGACAAAGCAACACCACAAAUCUCCGUUCAGGAAUGGGAACCUCAGAUUGACACAACACCCGCUGAAGCUAUGCCAUUUAGAAGAGUCCCAAAGGCUAUUCCGGGGUCGAACCAAGAAAUUUGGAUUUUGCUACAGAUUUAAUUAUGGAUGAACUCACUUGCUUUGAGAACCCGGGGGUCUUUUCACUUGGCAUGGAUGACCAGUGUUCUGGCGAAGAGUUUCAUAGCAACAGUGGGCCUGACAUCAUUACGGCUUGCUACUAUGAGCCCGAGGCCUUCAAUGUAAGUCUGAAUUCUUCUCUGCAACCCGAGAAAGACCUUGAUUUCGGGACAUCUUCAAGUGCUGAUGCACGAUUCGAAUUUCAGAGUGGACAAGAAGUGGCGAAAACUGGAGACAGCCAUAUCAAUCAUCUUACAGGUCUAAGUCUCAGGCUUGCCGAAACCCUCGGAAAGAUCAACGGAGGACGCCCUUCUACGACUCUCGAUACUCUACAUUUCCCGACAUUGGAUGCGACUAGUUCCCCGUCCACGUCUACGCCAAUUGAUGAGAUAUUAGGGGGGACACGAGAGUUCGUGAAAAUCCUAGCUGGCUUGAAGCCAUCAAAUGCCAAUAAUAAGUCUUCGUCAGGUUCAUCAGUUUAUGGGUUCAUGAGAUCUAAAGGAACUGCGCCAAUGGAUGGGGCAAAUGAAAACGGCGGUUCUUACGCAGGUAACAACCGGGCACAUUCGCCAAUGGCCAACAGGCCACCCUCAAUCUUACUAACAAACGUGGAACAGUCUUGCUUGGAAAGGGGGAAUAUCAAUGCAACCGUAGUUCUUCAGUCUAUGAUCUGCUACAUCCAUUUGGUGCGACUUUAUGUGUUUCUCUUCAGCCACAUAGAAAUCUUUCUAGCCGAGGUUGCUUUGAGAGAUGACCCAUUUAUCUGCCCUAUUCCUCAUAUGACCCUCAAUCGAUUGCCAUUAGGUGAGUUAAGUUUUCCCUCUGGUUGACCUCAAAACAAGCUUAGCUUAGAACGAAUCACUUUGGCUAAUUCUUUUCCCGCAUCAGAGUCGGGGAAUCUACAGGAAAAGCGGAGAAUGGUGGAGGCGGAAUCAAAUGCCUUCCAGACCUCAUCAAAAGGUCAAAGCAACUGUUGGAAGAGAGAAUAG